This is a messenger RNA of Suillus plorans, 516 nucleotides long. RefSeq lists its product as uncharacterized. The record is from RefSeq and is a predicted model, not a curated record. The transcript has 4 exons. Lineage: Eukaryota; Fungi; Basidiomycota; Agaricomycetes; Boletales; Suillaceae. The coding region runs from base 137 to 418 and encodes 93 amino acids.
GUUGCUCGUGCGGAGGAUAAGGGAUGAUAUAUUUAAGUCAUCUCAAAGUUGAUACCACAUCCUCGUUGACGUUGGUGAUCUUACAAUUUGUCCACUGUCUCUAGGUCUACGAUGCUCUUGUGCCUCUGCGGUCCGUAUGCGAGUUUUCCUGAAUCGUCUCUUCCUCACUUGUAUGACAGCGACUCUACUCGAUCGAAAGAGCUUGAUCUCGAUAUGUUCGCAUAGACAUACUUCUGCCAAUCAGCUCCUGGAUUUGGAUACCCGUAGAACAAUUUUGGAUACGGCUAUGUCGCACAUAUGCCGCUACAAGUUGCAAGAGUCUUAUUUUUUUUUCAUCGAUCAGAGUUCAAACAGUUUUACCAGUCCGUCUAUUGACGGCUUGCUUUAUAAACGGGCUGGUCGCGAGUCCAAUAUUUGAGGACUUGUAUCACCGUAGUGAAUCAGGUGUCGGCCCGCACUCCUAACUGAAGGUCCUAUCAUCAUAUGAUGCCAUAUUGAACACCGAAUCGGACACGC